[Torrubiella] hemipterigena is the source of this 2264-nucleotide messenger RNA. The record is from the annotation of a GenBank genome assembly. NCBI's taxonomy places the organism in Eukaryota, Fungi, Ascomycota, Sordariomycetes, Hypocreales, Clavicipitaceae.
CACCCACGCCCACGCCCCCGGCAAAGCCGCACCGCCGAGCCUCCUUCUAAAGUAUAAGAAACUUGAACCACCACGCUCUCCCCUCCAGACCACCUUUUGUCCUCCUCCUAUUGUUCCUAACAAAACAAAGGCAUAUUAUCAUAGACACUUUGCUUGCUUCUUUACACAAAAAGACAAAGACAAGCACUGCACUCCGCCUCUUCGGCUUAUACAGCAACCCUUCGCCGCAUCCGUGUUGUCGACGCAUACCACCACUACCUGCUCCGACAUCACCAACACACCGGGUUUUUUUCUUGCUCCCAUAUUGACUUUUGAGUCACCCUUCCAGAACACGCAGCUUCUUGAACCCUCGUCUUCCACCCCACCACUAGAAGAACUAUAAUGCACGCCGGCCCUGCACGCGGGCUCGCCCUCCUGCCCGUGCACCGGGCUACUUCUUCCAGCGGCCUUCUUCUCGCUGCCGCUCUCUCCGGCCACGGCCGUCUUGCUCGCCAUGUCGCUCCCCGCGCCGUCAUUGGAGCCGCCGCCUCGCAGGCCCGCCUCAUCCACUCCUCCAAGAGCGACCAGAUUCACUCCUCCGAGCGCAAGGAGUCCACCAUUGCUGAGAUCCCCGGCGCCUCGCCCAUCGCUGCCCCCCAGGAGGAGCAGCAGCCUCGCAACGCUCCUCUCUCUGUCCUGCCUCUCAGCAUGAUUGUCCGCUCCUUUGCCACCACCGUCGUCUCCUCCUCGCCUACUCUCCUCCCUCCUUCUCUCGUCAUCAUGAACAUGUUGGCUCACACCACCAACCCUCUCUUCAACCCCGACAAGAACCCUAUUCUCCGCUACUUCCUCAAGAAGACCUUUUACGCCCAGUUCUGUGCCGGCGAGGACGCCGCAGAGGUCCGCCACACCAUUGCCAAGCUCAAGAACAUUGGCUUCACUGGUGUUAUUCUCGGCUACGCCAAGGAGGUUGUUCUUCCCGAGGAUGAGGCCCAGAACCUCGUUGGUGAGGCUGCCUUGACCGAGACCAAGCGCGACAUUGAGGGCGAGAUCACUCCCUGGGCCGACGGCACCCUUACCACUGUUGGUCUUGCUGAGCCCGGAGACUACGUUGCUCUCAAGUUCACUGGCGCCGGCCGCCUUGCCUUGACCCUUCUCUCCAAGGACGCCCCUCCCACCCCCUUCCUGUCCGACUCCAUUGACGCCAUCUGCAAGCUUGCUCACGAGCGCGGCGUUCGCCUCCUCUUUGACGCUGAGCAGGACGCUCUCCAGCCCGGCAUUGACUCGUGGACCAUCCAGUACGCCCGCAAGUACAACACUGACCCCAGCCGCGCUACCAUCUACGGCACCUACCAGGCCUACAAGAAGUGCACUCCCUCUGUUCUCUCUGGUCACCUUGCCCUUGCCCAGAAGGAGGGUUUCACCGUUGGUGUUAAGCUCGUCCGUGGCGCCUACAUUGGCUCUGAUCCUCGCGAGGUCAUCCACGACACCAAGGAGCAGACUGAUGCUUGCUACGAUGGCAUCGCCGCCUCUAUCCUCACCCGCCAGUUUGGAUCUACCAUCACUGGUGAGGGCCAGUACCCCAACACUCACCUCGUUGUGGCCUCUCACAACGUUGAGUCUGUUCGUCGUGCUCGCGCCAUCUGCGACACCGGCAUGGCCAAGUCCACCGUCUCCUUUGCCCAGCUCCAGGGCAUGGCUGAUGAGGUUUCCUGCGAGCUUGUCGAGGCCAGUGCUUCCACUUCCAAGCCUGCUGCUCUCCCCGUUUACAAGUACCUCGUCUGGGGCACCACUGGCGAAUGCAUGAAGUACCUUCUCCGCCGCGCCCAGGAGAACAAGGACGCCGUCGCCCGCACCCGCAGCGGCCGCGAUGCCAUGUGGGCUGAGCUUGUCCGCCGCUUCAAGGCUACUUUCACCAGAGCAUAAGCAAGACGACAACGAGCCUCGCUCCCAAAACAGUAAAAAGAAAGAAAAGUCAUAUAUAAAGGACCCAAUGGGUUCAUUCAUCGGUUACUAAUCGGUUUUGCAUUGGGCUACCCGGCCUACACCUCGGAAAAGUUGUUCAUCGCGGCCAACGACGCGCAUAAUAUUUUUGUUUCUUUGUUUUUUUUUAAUACCUCUUCUGGCGUUUUUACAUUGGCUUUUUUUUUUUUAGCAUUGGUCCCUUUUUUGUGCUCUCUAUGAGCUCCUGCUUCACGCGUCUGUUGAUAGAACAUGACUUGAGCAAGCAUAUGCAUUAUGAAUGAAUAAUAACAGAAAAAUAUUAUAAACUAUAUACAUUUUAU